GCCGCCUCGGACUUCCUGCUUUGGCUCUGCGUUUUGUUGUCCCGCAGCCCGCACGGCGCUCCGGAUCCGGCUCAGGAGGAAGCUCCCAGACGCUCUCCAGGGGCCUGGUACGGGGGCUUCGGACCCUCCCUUCGCGGUUAGGAGCGUGUCUCCGGACCGGGCGAGCUAGCGCCUCGGCGGCCGGAGCUGCGGCGGUGGCUUCGGAGCGCGGCUUGUCCCGGGGAAGCUGCGAGGUUAGCCGGGAUCGAGCUAACGGACGCUUCGGCGGGGCGGACGGGCGCCCUCGGCUCGGACUGUCACCGCGCCUCGGCGUGUCCCCUCUCUGUCCCGGAGCUCCAAAGUGCCUGGAGACUUGAAGAAAGUUUGAGCCGCUGAGUAUGCGGUCGGAGCCCCAGCGGUCGUAGGAUGAAGAGCCCGGCGCACCGCACCAGGGACAUCGAGCGGCAAGCCGGCUACCUGAAGCCCGAGCACUGCGCCCCGCCCCCGCCCCGCACGGGCUCCGACGCCAUGUGGUUCAUCCGCGACAGCUGCGGCAUCGUGUGCGGCGUCAUCACCUGGCUCCUGGUCUUCUACGCCGAGUUCGUGGUGGUCUUCGUCAUGCUGCUGCCCGCCAAGAACCUGCUGUACAGCCUCUUCAACGGGGUGCUCUUCAACGGCCUCGCCUUCCUCGCCCUCGCCUCCCACGCCAGGGCCAUGUGCACAGACCCGGGGGCCGUGCCUAAAGGGAACGCAACCAAAGAAUUCAUCGAGAGCCUGCAGCUGAAGCCGGGCCAGGUGGUGUACAAAUGUCCCAAAUGCUGCAGCAUCAAGCCCGACAGAGCUCACCACUGCAGUGUGUGUAAACGCUGCAUCAAGAAGAUGGACCACCACUGCCCCUGGGUGAACAACUGCGUCGGAGAGAACAACCAGAAAUACUUCGUGCUCUUUACUAUGUACAUUGCACUAAUAUCCUUCCAUGCACUGAUCAUGGUGGCCUUCCAUUUCGUUUUCUGCUUUGAAGAAGACUGGACAAAGUGCAGCAACUUCUCCCCGCCAGCGACCGUCAUCCUCCUCAUCCUCCUGUGCUUCGAGGGCCUCCUCUUCCUCAUCUUCACCGCCGUCAUGUUCGGGACUCAGGUCCACUCCAUCUGCACCGACGAGACGGGCAUCGAGCAGCUGAAGAAGGAGGAGAGGAGGUGGGCCAAGAAGUCCAAGUGGAUGAACAUGAAGGUGGUGUUCGGACACCCGUUCUCGAUAGCCUGGCUCAGCCCCUUCGCCACGCCGGACCACGGCAAGGCCGACAUCUACCAGUACAUCGUGUGACGCACACGGACUGAACUGACGGAGCACGGACUCUUCUGAAACCACUUCCUCUGACUCAUCCAUACUUCAGCACGUUCUGCUGUGAGCUCCCAUGAUGCUUCUUUUUGUUUUUUUAACGUCUUCACCGUCUCUUCUCCGUCUUUCCGGGUGCCGGCUGAGAUCAGCGCGGUUGUAGCUGUGCUGCACUGAAACCUGCAGCAUCUCUCGUCAUUUCCGCCCGAACAGACUAAAACAAUGUGAAUCAAGUCCAGAAUGUUUCCACUCGGAGGUGCAGACGCUCCCCCGCUUCAAACUCACGGCUUUCGCUCCCUUCACGUCCCAUCUGCCUUUAGGAAAGAGCGCCGGCUCGUUUUCAGCAAAUUCCCCUUCCUCUGCCUUAACGUGACGGUUUGAGGUUGAGGCAAAAAUGUGGAAUUAUUCAGUUAUUCGCGGUGAACUUGAAGAAAGUCGGAGCGGGGCGCCCGACGGCUGGAUCGAAGCGUUCUGGGGAGGAAUUUAUCUGUGAACUCAGAGCAGUAACUGUAGCCCAUUAAAGUGAUCCUUAUGAGCUGCGUCCCUUCACAUGCUGGAUUUAUUUAAAGUUUCCCACAAAAUCCCAACAAAUCUGGUUUGAAAAAAAAAACCGGAUCGUAUUCUUUUACUUUUUAAAACUCCAAAAAUAUGAAACAAUGAAUCCAGUCACGGUAAAACCACUGUUUCCUUUAGAUGCAUCUAAAUAAAGUAAAACAGGAAAGCUUUUCCCCCUCAUUAUACAACAUUUAAACUUUCAUUGAUUUUUGAUUUAUUGCACAUAAAUCGAUAUAUUUUCAAUUAUUUCAAAUUAUUUUCAAAAAGUAAAUGAAAAUAUUUCCAAAAAAUCUUAAAGUGGAUAAAAUGCUUGAAAUGUCUCGGUUUAAAGGUUGUUUGUUGAAAUAAUUGACAAAACAACGAAAUUAUUCUUUUUCUAAGAUCUGUAAAUAAAUUAAAACACUCAAAAUUCUGUCCUUUUUGAGGAGUUUCUCACCUUUGAUCAAUUUCCUUUAAAAAAAAAAAACACCUUGAUAUUAUUUGUAGGUAU
Messenger RNA from Salarias fasciatus (jewelled blenny), 2359 nucleotides. RefSeq names its product zinc finger DHHC-type palmitoyltransferase 3. Gene Ontology annotation, molecular function: palmitoyltransferase activity. Bases 406 to 1302 code for a protein of 298 amino acids. The record is from RefSeq and is a predicted model, not a curated record. NCBI's taxonomy places the organism in Eukaryota, Metazoa, Chordata, Actinopteri, Blenniiformes, Blenniidae. The transcript is spliced from 7 exons.